AUGACCGAUUGGGCUAAGCUGAAUCCAGUUUUUUAUGAGCACGAUGCAAAACUGGCUACAAAUAUCGCCGACAAUUUUGAUGUCAGUUUAAUACAUCCAGUGUAUUAUGGGUUUGAAGAUGCCGAAGAAGAGGAAAUAAACGAAAAAGAUAAAAAAUGUGAAGACAAGAAUAUAAACAAAGACGACGAAAGGCAUCGAUGUUCUGCAAAAGAGUACUUGGAGAAGGAAAUAUUUCCAGUUUUGCUCCCAGCUCUAGACAAGAUGCUUCGAUCUGCAGUUGAGAAUGAUGCCUUGAAGUGGAAGAGAACAAAAUUCAAUGCAUGUGAUUACUUGACUGAAUAUCUCUACAACAACAACCCAAGGCACACUGAAAGAGAGGAGACAUCAUUAUGGAACAUCCCAUUUGUACAAAGAAUUAAUGCAGAAAAUCCAAGGCCCCCAUUACCCUUAUCAUUGAUACUUACUGACGAGGAAGCUGCCAUCAUUAUUCAGUCCUUCUGGAGAGGAUGUGUGGUGCGGAUGGAUGAGGAGGUGCAGGAGCUUCGAAAAUAUCAAAAAGAAAUGCGCGAGCAAGAGUAUGAUAUUGUACUGAAAGUGGAAGACUUUUGGAAAAAACAUCCAGUUGGGGACGAGAGUGACGAAACAGCUUCAUAACAAUUUAUUUAAAUGACUUGCGAUACUUUUGUAUGAAAUUGCUAAUAGCUUCUCUUUACUUUGAAUUUUACCUUAUUGAAGGAUUUCAACUUUAAGCAUCCUCUUCAACGCCCAGUUCAUAAACUUCAGAAUCGUCAAUCAUCGUUGGGAGACGUUCUCCAUUCUCAACCAGUAAACAGUACAUUUUCCGAAAAACAUCAAUUUUCUCACUGAAAAAGAAACGAAAAAUUUACCAAGAAAAACGCUUAAAAACUGAUUAAAAAAGGUUUUACACUUUUCACAUCGUAGCCGACUUUGUUUCAUUUGAACCUCGUGUACACACGAUUUUACGGCAUUUUUGGGAGGAAGAUAUAUCGAAAUAUUCCACUGCUAAAUGUUCAUUAAUACAUAAUGUAACAAGGUUUAUGCUGCAGUAAAUUUUGUAAAAAAAAUUCAAUAUGAUCGUGAAAACAUGAUGUCAUUUCAACUUCCAAGAUUAUAGGACCAACCAUUUAGAAUAUUGAAUUUAUGUUAUUUGAAAGCCAUGGUUUUAAGAAAAAUGCGGGCCAUAUUGCCUUCAAAUAGUCGAAAUCUUGCUCUUAAGAAUCUUCGGAAUAAUUAUUAAGAGCAAUAGGCAGUUAUGAAAAAUAGGUGAAAAUAAAGCUUCAAUGAUGUUGAGAGUUAAUUAAAAAGAUUAAAAACUUUUCCUUCAGCAUUUAAUGUUGAUUUAUCGAGUAUUUGCAGUUUUAACGAAUUGAUGUGUGUUGCAAUGUAAUGACUAGAACCGCAGAUAGGAACGCCGUUAAGAGUUAACAUUAAGUUUUGUGAGUUAUCGACGACCGAACACAACGUUCUCCUACAUAAUGUGUAUAUUUGUAAUCUUCUACAAUGCAAAAUCAACGUUAAA
Messenger RNA from Rhopilema esculentum, 1540 nucleotides. Its product is annotated as IQ domain-containing protein K-like. The record is from RefSeq and is a predicted model, not a curated record. Gene Ontology annotation, molecular function: protein binding. NCBI's taxonomy places the organism in Eukaryota, Metazoa, Cnidaria, Scyphozoa, Rhizostomeae, Rhizostomatidae.